Molecule: messenger RNA, 483 nt
Organism: Moneuplotes crassus
Lineage: Eukaryota; Ciliophora; Spirotrichea; Euplotida; Euplotidae
Source: the annotation of a GenBank genome assembly
AUGGGCAAUUCAUGCUGAAAAAAUAAAACUUUUACAAAGGAAGAAACUUCUUACACUUAUAAGAUAUCCAAAAACAAGAAGAAGAAGAAGAGACGUAGAGAAGAAGAAAAGGGAGACAUGCAAGAGGAGCUUGAGAAGAGGCAAGGAGAGGAAGGAAAAGUGGGUGAAGGUGUUACAAAUGAAAGAAACUACUCAUCCGUGAAAAUUGUCAAGAGAGUUGCCACUAGAGAAUAUGUAGUUGGGUAUGAUACUGAGACGACUAGGAAAAGAAAUCAUGGAUUUGUCUGCUACGAACAAGAUGGAUGGGGCAGCGACCAUCAUGAACCCUUCAAAGAAGAAAGCAUCCAAGAAGAAAGGAUCGAAAUAGAGGAGGAAAGUGACCUUCAAUACGAAGGAGAGAUUAUCCAUAAGAGAAAGAAGAAGGACCCUAAAGGAAUAAAUCCACAACAUUGACUCCAUAUCAGUUAUUUAUAAGAGAAAUGA